Molecule: messenger RNA, 147 nt
Organism: Sphaeroforma arctica JP610
Lineage: Eukaryota; Ichthyosporea; Ichthyophonida
Exons: 1
Source: RefSeq, a predicted model, not a curated record
AUGGGUAAAGAUUAUCUAGGCAAAGAUCAGCGUGCUGUGCGUCCUGACGAUGAUAAGCCGGUUAAAGAGAUUGUUGCACUAGAUGACGGGGAUAUAGCACUGUUGAAAACGUACGGCAUUGGGCCCUACACAAAGGCUGUGAAGCAG